Lingula anatina is the source of this 1575-nucleotide messenger RNA. RefSeq names its product calcium uptake protein 3, mitochondrial. The record is from RefSeq and is a predicted model, not a curated record. Gene Ontology annotation, molecular function: calcium ion binding. Gene Ontology annotation, biological process: mitochondrial calcium ion homeostasis; calcium import into the mitochondrion. Gene Ontology annotation, cellular component: uniplex complex. NCBI's taxonomy places the organism in Eukaryota, Metazoa, Brachiopoda, Lingulata, Lingulida, Lingulidae.
UGGCGGCCGCCUGCAGAAGACGAAUUCUUCGACUUUUAAGGCAAUUUGAAGGCGAUAGCAAUAAUUUUAUGAAGAAUGCACCCCUAAAUAAAACACGAACAAUUGCAGCAUUGACUCUAGCGGUAUCAGGCGGAGCGACGUUUUGUUAUUUAUGUCGACAACGGCAGAAGUUCACUUUUAAUGUCAUCCCCACAGCUUACGCCCAGACGCAGCCUCAGGAGCAGAUUGUGAAAAACUGGUUUUUAUGGAAGCUGUUACAGGAGGAUCAGCAGGACCUGGACGGGGCCCAGCAACCCAUGAGCUACAGAGAAGAACGCUUCCUUUCAUUUGCCUCGCUGGAGUAUGCUGGCAAGAUCUACAUGACUCCCCAAGACUUCCUGGAGUCCGUGAUACAGGAAGAACCUAGAGAUCGUGUAAGAAGACGUUAUCUGCGAGAUAUAGAAGUAAAAAAAUGGCUAACAGACACACCAACACGACACAAAGGCUCCAUAGAACUGUUUCGAGCUAUACAUGAUAAAGGUUUAAUUUCUUACACAGAGUACCUGUUUCUGCUGUGUGUGCUGACAAAGCCCAAGUCUGGCUUUCACAUAGCCUUUAACAUGUUUGAUACAGAUGGCAACCAGCAGGUGGACAAGCAAGAAUUCCUUGUGUUGGCCAAUGUUUUUGCGUCCCCAUCACACGUGGAUUCUGUUGAGCACAGCCAACGCCCGUUUGCAGUUAUUAAAGGAGAAAACACAGCCGGCUCCAUGGAGGUUCCCUAUGAUGACUUAGAAACUGAUCCUCGACCAAAGAGAAAGCCUAUGAAUAUUUGGCAGCUUAAAGGAGACAGAGAGGGUGUUGAGGAUAUAGCAUUGUAUGCUGACACAACUUUACUGGUACACUUCUUUGGACAGAAAGGAAAAGAAAACCUGAGUUUUCAGGAUUUUGCUAGAUUCAUGGAGAACUUGCAGACGGAGGUCCUAGAGCUGGAGUUUGAGGAGUAUGCCCGGGGCAUGCCAACCAUCUCCGAGGAGGACUUUGCCAGAGUGCUGCUCCACUACACACAACUGAACCAGGCUGACUGUGAGGAAUAUAUUGAGAGGUUGAAGGAGAGAAGACCCGAGGAGAAGGCAAACCAGAAGGGUUGUAACCAGGGCAUAGUCUUCAAAGACUUCCGUGACUUUUUCCAAUUUUUAAACCACUUGGACGAUUUCUCCAUGGCAAUGAAGCUUUACACUGUAGCCAACCAGCCAGUCUCUCAAGAGUUGUUCCACAGGGCAGUGAUGGUGUGCACAGGACUAAAACUAAACCCCCAUGUAAUAGACACAGUGUUUCAGCUGUUUGAUAUAGAUGGUGAUGGCCAACUAAGUCAUCAGGAAUUCAUCUCUAUCAUGAAGAGUAGACUACAUCGUGGAUUCAGGUCUCACCUGGUGAAGAUGAACAGAUGGGAUUCCUUUAAGGCCUGUCUCAAGGAGGAAAUGAAAACAAAAUAGUCCAAGGACCGGAAUGUCAUCUCUAGAUUUGUCAUGAUUUCAGCUUAUUUUAUCAUUAAAAAUACAUUAAAAGACCUGCAGUUGGCUGAUGCCAGGACCUUGG